AUGACCUGGGUUGCGGGGCACCGUGCAGUCCCCUUCGCCCCCUGCCUCACUUGCACACCCCAGGCCUGGCUGGACACAGGAGGGGACGAGGCAGGGUCCAGAGCGGCCCCCUGCCCGGGCCCUUCCGCCACGAGGCUGGACAACACGGUAGCUAGAACCCCUGGCCGGGUCCCCGUGGCCUCCAUCGCGGCAGCCCGCGCCUCGAUCUCGCGCCGGCCCCACCUCCUGCGGAGGCCCCGCCCCCGACGCCGGGCGCGCGCUGCUCAUAGGGCGGCGCCGGGAGGCUCCCGCGGCGUGUCUCUGUGGCGCAAUCGGUUAGCGCGUUCGGCUGUUAACCGAAAGGUUGGUGGUUCGAGCCCACCCAGGGACGUGCUUUUCCCUCCCGUGGAAACAAGAGGGCACCGCCCCGCUUUUUCCCUGACUCCGGGGUCGUCCGUCCCCACGCGCGCCCUGCUCUCCUGCUGUUUCCCGGGGACCGUAAGAGGAACGGACGGCGGAACCUUCCGACUCCGGGCUCCGCGCGCGCGCCGGGCGCCUUUGGGCGGAGGACCCGGACCCGGAGCGCUGGGGGGGACGGACCGGGGCGGUCAAUUGAAGCCCGGGUCAAGAUGGCGGCGCUGGGGCCCCGGGAGCGCGACGGCCGCUCGCGGAACAGGCGGCCCCGGGUCUCUCAUGCAGCCUGGACCCCUCCUCGGAUGCGGCGCCCGGAGGAAACGCAGGGGGUGGCUGUGUCCGGAAGCCCGGUGGGGACGUAAGCUCCCGGCCUGCUUCGUCUCCGGAUCCUCGGGCUGGGGUGAGUGCCGCAUCCGUGACUCCUGACCUCCUGUCGGGAGGCCUCAAGCGAGGGGUCUCAUGGAAACUCAGAGCUCCGACGGCCCUUCACCGGCGUCCAGCCCAACGCGCUAGGCCCAGAGUGGGCGAGGCACGUGUUGAAGGUCACACUGCAAGUUAGGGAACGGCUUGUGCAGACCGAAGAUGGAGCCCCCGGCCACCCAGCUCAGCGCCCACAGAACUCAUUUUUUACCUGUCGAGGGAAAGGAUUUGCACACACUCGUCCAGACUCCUGACCUCCUUGGGAUUCUGUCAGGGCAGGAGGCAGGCCCUUGCCACCGUCCUCGUGGGACCAGGGACACGACGGGAAGGAGCAGAGAGAGUUCUCUUGAGAGAAGGGCAUCUGGAAGCCAACAGGGAGGGGAUGGAUGUGGACAGAUUUUGGUUUUAUGUUUUGUUUUUUUUUAAUGCAAUUAUAUUGAGAUAUAGUCACACACCAGAUAGUCCACGCAAAGUAUGCAAUCAGUGGCUCACAAUGUCAUCAUAUGGUUGUGCAUUCAUCACC
Choloepus didactylus (southern two-toed sloth) is the source of this 1336-nucleotide messenger RNA. RefSeq lists its product as uncharacterized. The transcript has 4 exons. The record is from RefSeq and is a predicted model, not a curated record. Bases 1 to 819 code for a protein of 272 amino acids. Lineage: Eukaryota; Metazoa; Chordata; Mammalia; Pilosa; Megalonychidae.